Molecule: messenger RNA, 2161 nt
Organism: Podarcis raffonei (Aeolian wall lizard)
Lineage: Eukaryota; Metazoa; Chordata; Lepidosauria; Squamata; Lacertidae
Gene: DDX59
Product: DEAD-box helicase 59
Exons: 8
Coding region: 245-2119 (624 amino acids)
Molecular function (GO): nucleic acid binding; ATP binding; RNA helicase activity
Source: RefSeq, a predicted model, not a curated record
CAGCUCCUGCCAUGCACAUUCAAACAGGAACCGGAAGUACGGAGCUUAUUGUACGUCUCUUCCGCCCCGGUGCUGAGUGCCUAGAGCGGCCACAAACAUUGCAAAACCCACGGAGGACCAUCUGCUGCGGCGGGAGACAAUCAAGCUACGGUAUCUGGAGACGUCAGGGUCAAGGGAGGUGCGGGGCCUGUCGGACUGGAGCCCGGAGGCUUUUGCUUCUCCACCACGACCACGCUGUUGAAGAAUGUUUGUUCCAAGGUCUAUUAAAGUCAAGAGGAAUGCUGGUGAUGAGGGGACCUGUGUAACUAAGAAAAAUAAGCUAUCUCCAAGUGAAUCCUCACUUGAAAAUGCCACAGACCUCCGAGAUGCUAAGUCAGAUACAAAAGACAUGCCAAGCUCAGAGAGUGACUUGUUUGGACCAAUGGAAAGAGACACUAAGCUGCACAUCUCUCUGGAUUCAGCUGUAGCUCUUACUGAAGCAACAGUGGAAAAUGCAAACAAUGAGGACUCUUCUCUUGCUGAGGAUCCCAUAAAAUCUUUCAGCAAAAUGCAACGUUGGCCACAGCCUGGGGAACCUGUCUGUGUGGUUUGUGGUCGUUAUGGGGAAUACAUCUGUGACAAGACUGACGAAGAUGUUUGUAGCUUGGAGUGCAAAGCCAAACACCUUUUACAUAUCAAAGAGGAAAAGGAAAACUCAAAAUCUGCUAGCAGUUGUGAAAAAGCAGAGACUCAGUCCACGUUACUUGAUGGUACUUACGUCUAUGAAGAGAAUCCAUUUGUGCUAAGCCUUCAAGAGGAGCAGAUUGAAAACUUAAAGCAGCAACUAGGCAUUGCUGUUCAAGGUCAAGAAGUUGCAAGACCUAUUGUAGAAUUUGAACACUGUGGCUUCCCUGAAAUUUUAAACACCAAUUUGAAAAAAUCAGGCUAUGAAGUCCCAACUCCUGUCCAAAUGCAGAUGAUCCCAGUUGGAUUACUGGGCAGGGAUAUCAUGGCCACGGCUGACACUGGCUCAGGAAAAACUGCUGCUUUCCUGCUUCCUGUUGUAAUUAAAGCCUUGGGAGAGGCAGAAACCCCAUCUGCUCUUAUUCUGACGCCAACGAGGGAGUUAGCUAUACAGAUAGAGAAACAAGCUAAAGAGCUCAUGAUUGGACUGCCCAACAUGAGAACUGUUCUUCUGGUUGGAGGAUUGCCAUUACCACCUCAACUUCAUCGCCUGAAACAAAAUGUUAAGGUUAUCAUAGCUACACCAGGAAGGUUGCUAGAAAUUCUAAAGCAAAGCUCCGUUCAAGUCCAUAAUAUUAAAAUUGUCGUAGUGGAUGAAGCUGAUACCAUGUUAAAGAUGGGUUUCCAGCAGCAGGUUUUAGACAUUUUGGAAAACAUCCCCACAGACCGUCAGACUAUUCUGGUGUCUGCCACAAUGCCUUUCGGCACUGAACAGCUGGCCAAUCGACUUCUGCAAAAUCCAGUGAAAAUAACCAUCGGAGAAAAGAACCAGCCAUGUUCCAACGUUCGCCAGAUUAUCUUGUGGGUAGAAGAACCGUCCAAAAAGAAAAAGCUUUUUGAAAUAUUAAAUGAUAAGAAACUGUUCAAACCUCCUGUGCUGGUAUUUGUAGAAUGCAAACUGGGUGCAGAUCUCCUGAGCGAUGCUGUACAUAAAAUUACAGGCUUGCAAACAAUUUCUAUGCAUGCUGAUAAAUCACAGAUAGAAAGAACUGCCAUAUUACAGGGAUUAUUUCAAGGCAAGUAUGAAGUUGUAGUAAGCACUGGAGUCCUGGGACGUGGACUUGACCUUGUCAACGUUAAGCUGGUCGUGAAUUUUGACAUGCCAUCUAGUAUGGAUGAAUACGUACACCAGGUUGGAAGAGCAGGCCGGCUGGGUCACAGUGGAACUGCAAUCACCUUUGUGAAUAACAGCAGCAAGAAACUUUUCUGGGAUGUUGUGAAGCGUGUUAAACCAACUGGCACUAUUCUCCCACCCCAGUUAUUAAAUUCUCCAUAUCUACAUGACCAGAAGAGGAAAGAACAGCAGCGAAGUAAACAAUCUCAGAAUGGCCUUGUAACGAGUGACAAUCUUAUGGACGUUAUUAGAAAACACAGCAAAAGCUCUUUUCAGAAGUAACAAGUGAUACUGUCCUUCUAAAUACAACUGUUUUGUACAACU